Molecule: messenger RNA, 660 nt
Organism: Symbiodinium sp. CCMP2456
Lineage: Eukaryota; Dinophyceae; Suessiales; Symbiodiniaceae
Source: the annotation of a GenBank genome assembly
GCCGGAGCUAACAAAGACUUGGCGGACAAUAGGGGCACGACGCCGCUCCAUGCGGCCGUGGGCCAAGGUUACACUGGUACCGCGCGCAUGCUCCUGGAGGCUGGAGCUAACGUCGACCUGCUCGACAGGGAUCGAAAGACAGCUCUUCACUUAGCAUGUUCCCGAAACAACGUGGAUGCUGUGCGCGAUCUGUUGGCAGCCGGCGCAAGUAUAGACCUGGCAGAUGGGCAUGACAGGAAAGCGCUGGAUUUGGCAUAUUCGAAGGAUUAUGUGGAGGUAGUCUGUCUCUUGUUAGCUACUGGGGCCGAUGAGGCCUGGAUUCGAAGCAACCUUAGCGACGACGGCAAUGGAACUGUCUUACACUGGGCAGCCGAAAAGGGACGUGCGGAUGCCGUGCAAUCGCUGCUACGCGCAGGAGUGGACAAGGAUUUGACCGACUGCCGUGGCAGGACAGCUCUCCACUUGGCGUCGGACGCGGGUGAUGUCGGCGUGGUGCGUUGCCUGCUGGAGGCCACGGCUUCGAUGGACAUGGCCGAUCACCGCGGCAUGACGGCACUGCAUUAUGCGGCCGGGCGCGGCCGCAAGGAGGUUGCGAGCUUGCUGUUGCAGGCCAGAGUUUUGUGCCCUUAUAAAGUUGCCUUAGAGUAUGGAAUGGUAUAG